Messenger RNA from Bradysia coprophila, 1419 nucleotides. RefSeq lists its product as uncharacterized. NCBI's taxonomy places the organism in Eukaryota, Metazoa, Arthropoda, Insecta, Diptera, Sciaridae. Gene Ontology annotation, biological process: transport. The record is from RefSeq and is a predicted model, not a curated record.
AUGCUGUUAGAUUCAUUCGGUGUUGUUGGUUUAAGAGAGUCAGAUCAGGUGAUAGAACAAUCAGAGCUUCGAAUUUCGUUGAUUAACACAAUCCGAAUGGAGUAUUUGAACCUAAUUUUUGGAUUCCUUCAACUCUAUGUUAUUUCCUGCGUCCAUGACUCCGGUUCACAGUUCAGUGAAACUGCUUAUAGAAAGACGAUUAAGCGUUCGCCAAUUAUUAACGAGGGUGUAUUCGUAUUGCCAGACACAAGGACCUUAGACGAGCUCUAUAACCUUGCAUUGGAAGAAGGUGGUAAACUUGUAGUGUACGCUGGCGGUGAUGCUCCUGAUCAACAGGAAGGUAAUCGAGCCGGUUUCGAAGCUGCCUUUCCUGGCAUUCAAGUCGAAAUGAUUGUAGACUUUAGCAAGUAUCAUGAUGCUAGAAUCGAUUAUCAAUUACGCAAUGGUACGCUAGUCGUAGAUGUCGCACAACUGCAAACUCUUCAAGACUUUCCGCGAUGGAAAAAUGAGGGCGCGUUAUUGAUGUACAAACCGAUCGGUUGGGAGCAUAUCUACGAUCAAUUGAAAGAUCCAGACGGAGCCUUUACUGGAGUGUUUAUGGAUGCAUUCACUACGAAUGUUAACACAGAACUGCUGCCUGAAAAUUCAUCUUGGCCGGUAGAAGCAAAUGACUAUUUGAAACCCGAAUUCAAAAACAAAUUGGUGGUUACUUAUCCUAACGACGAUGAUGCGGUACUGUUUUGGUUUAAGCAAGUCGUCGACAAGUAUGGAUUCACAUAUUUGGAACAAUUCAAAGCGCAAAGCCCAAAAUUUGUUAGAGGAACAGCUACUGCUAUUAACAUCGUUGCGAAUUCAAGUCAAGGGUAUGUAGCAACAAUGAGUGCUGACGGAGGCAUAAACUCCCAAGAAAAGUACGGCACUUCUGUUCCAAGAUUUAUCCUGCCAGAAAAAGAUCCAUUCGUAGUGUGGGCACAGACCGCAGCUAUUUUCAAUAAGGCUAAACAUCCGGAAACUGCUAAAUUGUAUAUAAGCUGGCUAGUGGAUAAAACACAACAAGAACAACCUGCGGCGUGGUCAUGGUCAGUUCGUGAUGAUGUGGAUGUACCAGAUGGAUUCAAAUCGAUUUGGGGUUAUCCUAAUGGAAACAUCACCGCUUUUCUCAAAUUUAUGAAGGAUCGUGAAGCAGUGGAAAUAUUCAAAAAUCAAAUCGGAUUGAUUUUUGGUCAAGUUGAAGGAUGCAAUCCAAAUGAUCCUGAUGGUAAAUUUGGUAUGAAUCCCGUCAUUGGCUACCGUCCUGCCACUACCUCAAAUAUUACCACUACCUCAAAUAUUACCACUACCUCAAAUAUUACCACUACCUCAAAUAUUACCACUACCUCAAAUAUUAUCACUACCUCAAAUAUUACCACGGCAAAUUAA